AUGGCCCUCUUUGAAACUGUCAUGGAGCUAUUGGACUCGGAAAGCUACGACGACUGCGACUACAGUGACAUUCACGUUGACUCCGACGACGAGUUCGACGAUGUCAAUGCAGAAAUGAAUCGCAUAAGGGCAGGUUUCCUUGCCAAGAGUGGAGGCAAAGGCCCACGGAAUGCCAUCGGCUGCAUCAACGGUUCGCACAUCCAGAUCCUGACUCCAAGCGAAUCAACGUACCCAUAUUUCAAUCGCAAGAAGUGGUCAUCUAUCAUUUUACAAAGGAACUGCGAUGAUAGAAAUCGGUUUCUGAAUGUUUUCAUUGGUUUCCCUGGAUUCAUCCGCGAUGCCCGCGUUUUGAAGGAGAGCCCUUUCUUCACACGUGCAGCAUUGGAAUGUGGUGAAAACUACAUUCUGGGGGAUAGUGCGUAUCCUCUGAUGCCCUGGCUGAUGUCCCCAUUCAGGGACAAUGAAGCCUCAUUUCUAUCUCGGAAAAAACAGUUUAAUGAGCGACACAGUCAGCAGAGGGUGUCCAUCGAGAACACCUUCGGCGUGCUUAAACAGCGUUUCAGGAGGUUGUACCUUGUGGAUGCCAAAAGUGUUGUGCAGUCCUGCUAUAUAGUCAUGGCAGCGUGUGUGCUCCACAACCUGUGCAAUAACGAGAGGGACUUCUUCGAGGAGCUGACAUCUUUACCACAAGAGGAAGAUGUAGGUAAUGACGACACUGAAGGGGAUUUUGACUGCAGUCUCCCAUGCUACAGUCAGUCCCUGCGAGAGUUCAUUGCAAAGGAGCAGUGCUAG
Messenger RNA from Dermacentor andersoni, 792 nucleotides. Lineage: Eukaryota; Metazoa; Arthropoda; Arachnida; Ixodida; Ixodidae. The record is from RefSeq and is a predicted model, not a curated record.